Loa loa (African eye worm) is the source of this 180-nucleotide messenger RNA. RefSeq lists its product as hypothetical. The transcript has a single exon. Bases 1 to 180 code for a protein of 59 amino acids. Lineage: Eukaryota; Metazoa; Nematoda; Chromadorea; Rhabditida; Onchocercidae. The record is from RefSeq and is a predicted model, not a curated record.
AUGGUCGAUGAUUAUAAUAAUAAUAACAAUGAUAGUGAUAAUAACUCAAUAACAACAAAAAGAAUAAAGACAACAACAACACAAACAAGAGCAACAACACGAACAACAACAACAAUACAAACAACGACAAUAGAAACGACAGUAGUAGCAAUGAUAAUAAUGACAUUGACAAUCAGAUAG